AAUGUAUAUGUAGAGAAUCUCUCAGUACAUACUUUAGCUCUUCACGCCAUCGGCAUUGCUGUUGAGACUUUCAGGAUUCUCUUUGAGAAGAAAGACAAAAUGGAGGAGGAGAAGCAAGAAAACCCUUUGAAGAGAAACUUUGAAGCUUUUAGUAGUGAAGCUGAACAGAUGGAUGUAGAGAAGAAGAAGAAGAUAGAGGAGUUUAUACCCAGAGAGUAUCAGUUGAAGGUGUUUAAAGUGGCUAUGAGAAGGAACACCAUUGCUGUACUGGAUACAGGGGCUGGGAAGACUAAUAUAGCAGUGAUGAUGAUUAGAGAAAUUGGGAAAACGUUGAGGAAUGAUGAUGAGAAGAAGUUGAUUGUGUUCUUGGCACCAACUGUUCAUCUUGUUCAUCAGCAAUAUGAGGUUAUACAACAUCAUACACACCUUGCUGUUCAAGAAUACUAUGGGGCCAAAGGAGUUGAUGAAUGGAAUGCAGAAUCCUGGAAAAAAGAAACUGAUGAUAAUGAUGUUUUGGUUAUGACACCCCAAAUUUUCUUGGAUGCACUGAGAAAGGGUUACAUAAAAUUUGAUACAGUGUGCUUUCUGAUACUAGACGAGUGCCAUCGCGCCAGUGGUAACCAUCCCUAUGCUAGGAUUAUGAAGGAAUUCUAUCAUCUAUCCAGAAAAAGAUCGAAGAUUUUUGGGAUGACUGCUUCCCCUGUGAUUAGAAAAGGUGUUUCAUCUUCAACAGAUUGCGAGGAGCAAAUAUCAGAACUUGAAAGUCUUCUUGAUUCCCAGGUAUAUACACUCGAGAACAGGGUGGAGCUGGAUGAAUUUGUUCCCUCUGCUAAGGAGACUUGCAAAUUCUAUGAUCCAAUAGUGUUUUCAAAUACAGAAUUAAAGGCAAAGUUGGAGUUUUCAUGGUCAAAGUUUGAUGCUGCAUUAGCUGAAUUGAAACUGUCACUGCCAAGUCAGUACAAAGAUAUAGAUGAUAUGUAUAAGAAGCUUCGGAAGAGAUUGUCCAAUUGUUAUGCAAAGAUAUUGUGUUGCCUUGAAAAUCUAGGCGUCAUUUGUGCUUAUGAGGCUGUUAAAAUCUGCUUGGAAAAUGUGCCUAAUGACAAAGAUGAAAAUGAGAUUCUAAGGACAAGUUCUCUACAACAUAGAUACUUUUUGGAGGAGGCAUUGUCAAUUGUCCAGGAAUCAAUGCCACAAGACUGUGAGAGUCUCUUCGAUGUUGGAUAUGACUCGUCAGCAACUCUGUCAAUGGGCCAUAUAUCUUCAAAACUGCAAGUACUUCUUGAAAUUUUUCAAUUCCUUAGGAAAGCCACACAAGUACGCUGUCUCAUUUUUGUUGAAAGAAUUAUAACAGCUAAGGUAAUUGAAAGAGUUAUGAAGAAAAUGACCCGGUUUUCACAUUUCACAAUAGCAUAUUUGACUGGAACAAACACAUCUGUCGAUGCUCUGACACCAAAAGUGCAAAAAGAAACCUUGGGAUCUUUUCUCUCUGGAAAGGUCAAUUUAUUAUUUGCCACUGAUGUGGUUGAGGAGGGAAUUGAUGUGCCACACUGUUCCUCUGUAAUACGAUUUGAUUUACCAAAGACAGUUCGUAGUUAUGUCCAAUCUAGGGGACGUGCUCGUCAGACUGAGUCUCAGUAUAUACUAAUGCUUGAGAGAGGAAACAAGAAGCAGAGGGAGCAGAUGUUCGAUAUAAUUAGGAGUGAAUAUUCUAUGACAGAUACAGCUAUAAAGAGAGACCCUGAUGAUUCUGUGGUGAAACCUUGUCUAGUGAAGGAAACUAAAGCAUAUUAUGUGGAGGCAACUGGAGCAUCAGUGACUGCAGAUUCUAGUGUCAGUGUCUUGACUAAAUAUUGUGAAAUGCUCCCUGGAGAUAAGUUCUUCUCUCCAAAGCCAUUGUUUCAGUACAUUUUGUCUGGAGAGUUGUACCGGUGUAAGUUGACAUUACCUCCAAAUGCAGCUUUCCAAACGAUUGUUGGUCCAGAAUGCAGGAGUUCUCAACUAUCAAGACAGCUUGUCUGCUUGGAUGCAUGUAAGAAGCUGCACCAGAUUGGUGCUCUCAAUGAUCAUCUUCUUCCUUUCAAUGAAAAGCCUCCCCGAGGUGAUUCUGAUGUGCAGGACAGAAAAUUAGGGGCAGGAACAACAAAGUUGAAAGAAUUACAUGGGACAGCUUGUAUUAGUGCAUUAUCUGGGUCAUGGGGAAAUGAUCCUAAUGGAGAAGUAUAUCAAGUGUAUAAAAUGAACUUCCCUUGCAACAUCAAGGAAGUGAAAUAUUCCAGUUUUAUCCUUUUGCUUCAAUCAGAACUUGAUUACGAUGUGGGAAAUGUGGAAGUGGAGCUUUUCUUAGUUUCCAAGUUUGUCGAAUCCUCCGUGUCGCAUUGUGGGAAAGUACAUUUGGAUUCCCAACAGGUGGCAAAAGCAAAAAUAUUCCAAGAACUAUUCUUUAAUGGGCUGUUUGGUAAAUUAUUUAUUAAAUCAUCGGGUGGAAGGAAAUUUCUGCUUGAUACAGAAAAAUCUUUGUGGGAGCCAUCGAACAUGUACUUGCUUCUACCGCUGGAUCCUUUAGAUUCAAGUUGUGAACCCUACAGAGUUGAUUGGGAAGCAAUUGAAUCUUCUGUUUCAGUUGUGGAAUUUUUGAAAAAAAAUGCGUGGUUAAGCAAUGAGAAAUCUGAAGCUAAACGGAAGAACUCCUUAGUUGAUAGGACUGCAUCAUUUGUGGAAGAUCUUGAUCAAACAGAUUUGAUUCACUUUGCCAAUAUAUCAAUCUCAAGAAGCAAUAUUACGGACAUGGUUGUUGUGGCCAUUCAUACUGGAAGAAUUUAUUCUGUUCUGGACGCUGUUGCCAAUACUUCCGCAGAGAGCCCCUUCGAAGUAGAUUCAGAAGCUACUGUAGCACCCUUCUCAACAUUUGCUGACUACUUCCAUAAAAAGUACGGGAUUGUUUUAGUGUAUCCUGGACAGGCUUUGUUGCUACUGAAGCAAAGCCAUAAUGCAUACAAUCUUCUCGUGGAUUUUAAAAAGGAAGGCAUUUCAUGUGGACCGAAAUCAAAAGAUAGUACAAUGGUGGUUCAAAAGCCACUGAAUAAUGUUCACAUGCCACCAGAACUUCUGGUCUGUUUUGACAUUCGGUUAGACAUCUUGAAAUCCUUCUACUUGCUACCAUCAUUAAUGCACCGCCUGGAGUCCCUGAUGUUGGCUAGCCAGUUGAGGAAAGAGAUAUCAAGCCAUUCAGGCGACUUACAUAUAUCAAGCUCAUUGAUUCUGGAAGCUCUUACAACUCUCAGAUGCAAUGAGAGUUUCUCCAUGGAACGUCUGGAGUUGCUUGGAGAUUCAGUUCUGAAGUAUGCUGUUAGUUGUCACCUCUUCCUUAAGUAUCCCAAGAAGCAUGAAGGGCAGCUAACUAAUGAACGUUCACAGGCUAUUAGUAACUCAGCCCUCCAUAAAUUGGGAACUAAUCAACAUUUGCAGGGUUAUAUACGGGAUGGUGCAUUUGAUCCACGCCGAUGGACUGCUCCUGGGCAGCUUUCCCUGCGGCUUUGUCCUUGUGAGCACGGGGUUGAAACUUCACAAGUGCCUUUGGACAAGAAGUUUCUGACUGAAGAUCCCAAAGAAGUAGUUGGGAAGCACUGUGAUAGAGGACACAGAUGGAUGGGUUCAAAAACAAUAUCUGACUGUGUUGAAGCGCUAAUAGGUGCAUAUUACGUUGGUGGUGGGUUUGUUGCUGCCCUCAAAUUGAUGAAAUGGCUUGGUGUUAAAGCUGAGCUAGAACCUUCAUUAGUAGAGGAUGCGAUCAAUACUGCAUCUCUUUAUUCUUAUACCCCUAAAGCUAAAGAUAUUGAAGACCUUGAGUUGAAACUUGGCUAUAGAUUUUCUAUUAAGGGACUGCUUCUAGAAGCUAUAACACAUGCUACUGUGCAAGAGCUGGACGCUGGGUACAGUUAUCAGAGGCUUGAAUUUCUUGGCGACUCAGUACUGGACAUUCUCGUUACCUGGUACCUUUACCAGAAGCAUAAAGAUAUUGAUCCUGGGGAACUAACAGAUCUGCGUUCUGCUUCUGUCAAUAAUGAUAAUUUCGCUUAUGCUGCUGUGAGAAGGAAUCUUCAUGUCCACCUUCAACAUCAUUCUGGAUAUCUUGAAAGUGAAAUAUCAUUGUUUGUGAAGUCAGUCUCUAAUUCUUGUUCACUCCAAGGAAACAAAGCCCCAAAGGUACUUGGAGACUUGGUGGAGAGUAUUGCUGGUGCAGUACUUAUUGAUACCAAACUUGACCUGGAUGAAGUUUGGAAGAUCUUCAAGCCACUAUUGUCUCCCAUCGUGACUCCUGAUAAGCUUGAACUACCUCCGUUGCGUGAGCUCAUAGAAUUAUGUGACUCACUUGGCUACUUCUGGAAAGAACAUUGCGUGGUGAAGGGGGAUACCGUGAAUGCUGAGCUUAGGUUACAGCUGAAAGAUGAUCUGCUGGUCGCUGAGGGAUCUGGACAAACUAGAAAAAAUGCAAAGGCGCAAGCAGCUCUGAAGUUACUGAAGAACUUAGAGAAAAAAGGAAUUUCAUCCAAGAAGAAAAAAGAAGAGGCCAGCUUUGUUGAUGUGCCACAAUCUUUAGACUUUGAUGGUGACAUCUGCAUCCAAGCAAAUACUUCGUGUCCUGAUAUGGCUUCACGCAAAAAGCGAAAGAAAGUAUAUUUGAAUUUAAAGCCAGAUGAAGCUCAACCUGUUCCCAGUGACUGCUCCACCAGUGCUAGUUAUACAAAUAAGGACAUCCAAGUAAUUGGGCCAAUCAACAUGAAAAGGGGUGGACCUCGCAUAUCACUCUUUGAACUAUGCAAGAAACUGCAGUGGCCAAUGCCUAGUUUUGAAUCAAUAGAGCGUACAUCCAAAUCACUUAUUGAAUGUGGUGAAGGCUCUGAUAAAAGGAAGGUUUACAACACUUUUGCAUCUCAAAUCUCGCUGACAAUACCUGACUAUGGUUUGAUAGAGCUUACCGGGGAUGAAAGAGCUGAUAAGAAAAGUUCACUUGAUUCAGCGGCACUUCACAUGUUAUAUGAGCUAGAACGACAGGGAAAAAUAGCCAUUGGAAAUCAAUGAAUUGUCGUGAGUGUAAAUUCUUACAAUCUUGCUCUAAGGCGUAAAAUUUUUAGCAUUUUAGGUCUCUUCGGUAAGGGAAUCCAGAAAUUGCAGUGUAUAUUUGCAUUGAAAAGUAGUAACAAACUUAAUAGUUGCGUAUCAGGCGGGCAUGGUUUCUGUUCCAGCCAUUAUUGGAAAUCCAAUUGAAAAUAGGGAUGAACUUUUUGAAGUGUAUAACGGGGAUCGUUCUUAUGUCCCCUAUUUAAACCUUGAUUUAACUUAUCUAUUGGGACUUCAUUGUUCA
Messenger RNA from Solanum verrucosum, 5362 nucleotides. Its product is annotated as endoribonuclease Dicer homolog 3a. Gene Ontology annotation, cellular component: cytoplasm; nucleus. Lineage: Eukaryota; Viridiplantae; Streptophyta; Magnoliopsida; Solanales; Solanaceae. The transcript is spliced from 25 exons. The coding region runs from base 100 to 5079 and encodes 1659 amino acids. The record is from RefSeq and is a predicted model, not a curated record. Gene Ontology annotation, molecular function: protein binding; ribonuclease III activity; RNA binding. Gene Ontology annotation, biological process: siRNA processing.